Molecule: messenger RNA, 2433 nt
Organism: Vigna umbellata (rice bean)
Lineage: Eukaryota; Viridiplantae; Streptophyta; Magnoliopsida; Fabales; Fabaceae
Source: RefSeq, a predicted model, not a curated record
CUUAUGCUCGUCCCACACCCUCCGUGACAGCAUUUUGUGGAUUCUGUGUACACGCCGUUCUUCGCCAUUUUCACGUUGGUCCUUCGUAUGCAGUAGUUGGGUUUCAGCUUCGUACACCAACAAAAAGCGCAUUUUUAGAACGAACGAAACUAACACUGCUGCAACAAAACCUAAGCACCCAACAAGUAAACUCGUAUUUUUCUUCCUUGUUGCAGAGCUUAGAUGCGCGCCCCCGCCGGAAGAAACCUAUGCACUCUCGCCGCCCUCGUUCGCUCUCGGUUAAUCGGCAAACCCAACACCAGUGUUGAAUCCUUUAUAGCACCUUCUCCUGAAUUCAAAGUCGGUUUUGGUUCUGAACUGCAACAUUCCUUAGAACACGACCUCGCUGGUGACUUUUCCCUAGGGGAUUUGGUCGGCGAAGAUGAGGGUACUGGGCAGAUAUCUGCUUUACUGUGCUCUAAACAGGACAAGGGGUCUGGUUACGAGGAAGUCGACCAGGAAGAAAAAAGGAAAAUUGCGUUAGAAAUACCAUGGAUAGCAGACCUGUUUCAUGGUAAUCUAUCGGUCAAACGAAAGGAGGUAGUGCGUGAGCGGAAGCAUAAGUGGAUUUUUAAAUACUCUAGUAAUGACCGUUUCAACAGGUUAAUUAAAUUGUGUGCACAUAGGCUAGGAGCAACAAAAACAGUUAAUAUGUUUAGUCACUUGGGUCGAAAAACAGGCGUAAAGGAGUACAAUGCAUUGAUAAAAAUGUGCAUAGAGAAGGCUAGGGCGACUGAUGAUGAAUACAUAGCUGUAAAUGAGAUGAGUAAGGCUUUUCACCUUUUCAAAUCAAUGAGGGAUUUUGGAUGUCCGCUGGAAGAGCAAACAUAUGGUCCACUUCUCUGGUAUCUAAUUGAUAUGGGUCUGGUUCAAGAAUUUCAACUUUUCUCUGAUGUUAUCAAAGCUGAGAAUCCUCGUUCAGCUUCACGAUUGGGUUACUAUGAAAUGUUGUUGUGGUUAAGAGUUGACAAUGAAGAAAUGAUCCGGGACAUUUGCGAGUUUAUUAUAGUUGAUGAUAGAGAUUCAGCCUUACGAGUAAGUUACUUGAUGGCUCUUUGUGAAAGUGAUAAGACAAUGCAACUUUUGGAUGUGGUGAAGAAUGUAGACAUCAUCAAGCUUUUAUCUGCAGAAUGUAUUGUAAAUAUAUUCCGAUCAUUAGGCAGGCUCCAACAGCAAUCUGUUGCAGAUGACAUACUUUUGGAUUUGAGAACACGUGAUUAUGAUGAAGAUAAUAUUUCAAACUUCAUUGUUAGUUAUGCUGUUAGCAUUCCUAAUUUAGCGGUUGAGGACAUCAUGGCAAAAGUCAAUAAUUUGCAUGAAUUACUAGAAGUCUUGCUUUCAUCGUCAUCAUAUGAAAAGCUUAUUUUGCAUUGCUGUGGUUUAGACCAGGUGGGCGAUGCUCUAGAUAUUGUUGAACAAAUGUGUGAUGCUGGCUUUAACUUGUCAACUGACGUGUUACAAUUCAUAUUACAAAUCUGCGAGGAAUCUUUUGAAUAUAUUUGGGUACAUCGAAUCUGUUCAAUAAUAUGUCGCUAUCAUUUGGAGUUGAAUGGUGAAAUAUGCAGGUGCUUGGUACACUUUUGUGUGAGGAUAAAAGAUUUUGAAGGCGCAUACAAAAUAAUUGGUGACUUAGAGGAAAUGAAUGUUAAACUUACGGCAAACAUGUUCAAUGCUAUAAUGGCAGGAUAUUUUCGAGAGAAGAAUAUCAGUGCUGGGUUAAGGGUCCUGAAACACAUGCUAGGUGCCAAUGUAGACCCUGAUUCUCAGACUUUCAGCUAUUUGAUUAACAAUUGUGAAACGGAAGAGGAUAUAAUGAAGUAUUGUGAUGAAAUGAAGCAAUCUGGAAUUCAACCUACAAAGCAAGUUUUUAUGGCCCUUGUUCAUUCAUACGCAGCUUGUGGAAAUUUGGAGAAGGCAAAACAGGUAUGGAUACAAGCAGUAAACCUGGCAUUACGGUUACUGGACUAAAAGGGUAAUAGAGGCAUUGUGCGAAGUUUAAAUUUCUAGAUGAUAGAACUUGCAUUAUCAUGAGUAGCGGCGAGUAGAUUGUCAUGUUUGCAGUUAUUACUGCUAAUGCUUUCAAGUAAUUUUAAUAAUUUGAUCUAAUUAACCAUAAAUAGUUUCUGAAUUCACAUGCCCUGGGCUUGACAUCCCUUUAUGGGAUUAUUUCAUUUCUAUUUUAGCCAACUUUGAUUCUGCUUUACAUUUAUGAUACCAGCUGUAGCUUAAGUAUAAUAUAAGCUUUUUCUUUCUUAUUCUCCAUAUUCUUAGUCUGAUUGAUUCUCUAUAAUUACUCUGCAUGCUUGUUUAAAUACCUCAUUGACUAUAAAUGUGGGAAAAGUAGAGCUUAUAAGGGCUUGAGCAAUCCUUACUCCUGAGAUAGAUUUUGGGAUU